AUGGCCCGCGCCCCGAGUGGCGUGUCCGUCGCGGAGGUGAAGCCCAACCGCCCGCCCACGGUCUUCGAGUCGAGGCUGUAUGCCGUGUGCAAGAGCAUCCCCGAGGGCAAGGUGUCCACCUAUGGUGCCAUGGCCGCCGUCCUGAAGAGCGCUCCUCGGGCAGUGGGCCAGGCCCUGCGUCGGAACCCCUACGCCCCCGCGGUGCCGUGCCACCGUGUCAUCGCCGCCAGCCUGGAACUGGGAGGGUUCAGCGGGCAGUGGGGACCCCAGACCCCCAACGUCUGCAAGAAGCGCGCCCUGCUGGAGAAGGAGGGCGUGCUCUUUGACGCCAGGGGGAAGCUGGUGGACGAGAGCCAGUGCCUUGGCGCUGAGGAGCUGGGCCGCGCCUGCCGCGCCGCGGGCUGUGAGGCCUGA
This is a messenger RNA of Auxenochlorella protothecoides, 414 nucleotides long. Its product is annotated as Methylated-DNA-protein-cysteine methyltransferase. NCBI's taxonomy places the organism in Eukaryota, Viridiplantae, Chlorophyta, Trebouxiophyceae, Chlorellales, Chlorellaceae. Gene Ontology annotation, molecular function: methylated-DNA-[protein]-cysteine S-methyltransferase activity. The coding region runs from base 1 to 414 and encodes 137 amino acids. The record is from RefSeq and is a predicted model, not a curated record. Gene Ontology annotation, biological process: DNA repair. The transcript is spliced from 2 exons.